Messenger RNA from Selaginella moellendorffii, 2542 nucleotides. Its product is annotated as prolyl endopeptidase. Bases 99 to 2429 code for a protein of 776 amino acids. Gene Ontology annotation, biological process: proteolysis. Gene Ontology annotation, cellular component: cytosol. The transcript is spliced from 13 exons. The record is from RefSeq and is a predicted model, not a curated record. Lineage: Eukaryota; Viridiplantae; Streptophyta; Lycopodiopsida; Selaginellales; Selaginellaceae. Gene Ontology annotation, molecular function: oligopeptidase activity; serine-type endopeptidase activity.
UAGAUUGAAAGAGCGGCCUAGGGUUUUAUUCGCGCAGUGGCACGGAUCGGUCGAUCGAGGCGCUGGCUGGCGGCGCGACUCUUCUCCAGAUUCAUGGAAUGCACAAGCUGAGCCUUCUCACCAGGACGAUUCCGAUCUCUAUUCCUUCCAGAUUGGUGUCGAGGAAUUUCCACUCCGGAUUGAAGCCUCUGUUCUCAAGGCCUCGGUCAAACAAGCCGGCGUUGUGCACCAGGAGUGUUGGAACUAUGGGAUCACUCGCAGAGACGGAUGUGCUGUUCUACCCGGAUGUUCGUCGCGAUGAAUCCGUCGCUGAUGAUUACCAUGGAGUUCGUGUUGCUGAUCCUUACCGAUGGCUGGAGGAUCCAGACGCGGAGGAAGUGAAAGCUUUCGUAGCCGAGCAAGUGAAACUCAUGGACACGGUUUUGCAGUCCUGUGAUGUUCGGCAGAAAAUGAACAACAAGAUCACCGAGCUCUUCGACUACCCCAAGUUUGAGUGCCCGUUCAAAAGGGGAGACAAAUACUUCUACUUUCACAACAAAGGCCUACAGCCACAAAGCGUGUUGUACGCACAGGAUUCCUUGGAUGGUGAACCGGAGGUUAUUCUUGAUCCUAAUGAACUUAGCGAGGAUGGAACUGUGGCGCUAUCAGUCUAUUCCUUCAGUGAAAAUGCGGAAUUUCUAGCUUUUGGUUUGAGUGCCAGUGGUAGUGACUGGGUUACCAUCAAGGUUCUUCGUGUUGCUACUAAGGCUCUCGAGCCUGACGUAUUGUGCUGGGUCAAGUUUUCAAGUAUUGCCUGGACACAUGAUCAUAAAGGUUUCUUCUAUUGUCGAUAUCCGACUCCCAUAAAGGAUGCGGAUGCUGGAACUGAAACAGAUCUUAAUCUUUCUCAGGAGGUUUACUAUCACUUUCUAGGAACUGAUCAAUCGGAAGACAUAUUGUGCUGGAAAGACUCUGACAAUCCCAAGUGGAUGUUUGGAGCUGAAGUUACUGAUGAUGGCAAGUACCUUGUGCUUUCGAUCGAAGAAGGAUGCGAUCCCGUAAACAGGCUUUAUCUUUGUGAACUCGACUCACUGCCAAAUGGACUACAGGGAUGGAAAGGCAAGGAUGAGUUGCUACCGUUUGAGAGGCUUGUGGAUAAGUUUGACGCAAAGUAUGAGGUGAUUGCGAACGACGGCAAUGUCUUCACAUUUCGGACAAACAAAAAUGCGCCACGAUACAAAGUAACGCGGGUGGACACCAGGAAUCCGGAAACAUGGACAGACAUUAUUGCCGAGUCAGCGAAGGAUGUUUUGGACUCAGCGCAGUGUGUGAACCACCAGCAAUUGGUAGUAUCGUAUCUCAGCGACGUAAAGCAUGUGCUUGAGGUUCGAGAUUUGGAACAUGGCACGCUAUUGAGAACUCUUCCUCUGGAUAUUGGAACGGUUUCAGGGAUUUCUGGACGAAGAAAAGAUGCGGAGAUCUUCUAUGGUUUCACAAGCUUCCUUACGCCUGGGGUCAUCUAUCGCUGUGACUUAUCCGAGGACUCGGAGCCUACUGUUUUCAAAGAAACCAGUGUGAAAGGUUUCGACAGAACCAGAUUCGAGACGAAACAGGUAUUCGUCCCCAGCAAAGACGGUACAAAAGUUCCCAUGUUUAUUGUUGCCAAGAAAAGUAUUGCGCUCGAUGGCAAACAUCCGGCAUUGCUCUAUGGCUAUGGAGGUUUUAACAUCAGCAUAACCCCGUCCUUCAGUGCUUCAAGGAUAGUUCUUAUUCAGCACUGCGGGGUCAUUUUCGCGAUUGCUAACAUCAGAGGUGGUGGUGAAUACGGCGAAGAGUGGCACAGAGCUGGUUCUCUUGGCAACAAGCAGAACUGUUUUGACGAUUUCCAAGCAUGCUCCGAGUAUUUGAUCAAAGAAGGCUACACUCAACCAAGAAAGCUUGGUAUCGAGGGAGGAAGCAAUGGUGGCCUUCUUGUAGCGGCAUGCAUCAACCAGAGGCCUGAUCUCUAUGGAUGUGCUCUUGCUCAUGUAGGUGUUAUGGACAUGCUAAGGUUCCACAAGUUUACAAUCGGUCAUGCCUGGACAACGGACUAUGGCUGCUCUGAGAAAGAAGAGGAGUUCAAGUGGUUGAUCAAAUACUCUCCUCUUCAUAACGUUUUGAGACCCUGGGAGAAGCCUGAUGGCCUUGGUGUUCAGUAUCCACCAACGAUGCUCUUAACCGCAGACCAUGACGAUCGAGUUGUGCCACUCCACACUCUAAAACUCCUUGCAACAUUGCAGCAUGUACUCGUCAAAUCCUCCAAAUCAAGCAACCAGACGAAUCCAAUCGUAGCUCGCAUCGACACAAAGGCCGGGCAUGGAGCUGGCCGUCCCACCAAGAAAAUGAUUGACGAGGCUGCCGAUCGAUUGUCAUUCUUCGUUAAGAUGACUGGCGCGGAGUGGACAGAGUAGCGAUCCAGUUUUUCCAUCUUUAUUUCCCGUUCUUUUUUUGUUCCUAUUUCUCUAUAUUUAUGCUCAUCACUGCAAGUUAUAUCCGAAGGAAGUAACUGUAUCGAUGAUAGAAA